UCCGUGAUGCGCCACGGUGGUCACGCAGGACGCGGACAGUCGGGACGUUGCCUGCGGGGCUCGUGAAGUGAGUCUAAAGCUGGAUUACCAACACGCCGAGAGCUCUCCAGCAGAGGGCAGCAGAAGCUCAACUCGAAGAUCGGGUCCCAGAGCUGUGAGCGCCGUCAGGAUUACUCCUUUAACAACCAUGAAAGGUUCUCCUGAUCUGAUUCCCUCUGCAGAUUUGGACCCGAGCAGAGUGUGCAAAGGGAAAGGCGUGGUGACCCUGAGGGCGACCCUCGUCCACAUCGACGACGACGACGACGAGCCGAAUGUCAUCACAGCUACAAGCAGCUGGACCGACCAGAUUAAUGGAGACGGAUCCAAAGCAGGAGCGGCCGAGAGUGGCAGCAGCAACGCUCCUCAGUUACCUCCUGAGAGCGACACCUGGUGCCAGGCCUCUUCACCCAGAAGCAUAAGAGAAAACCAAGCUGCUUCUCCUCCAGAUGCUCUGCACGUUAACCCCUCGCCUCCCGGUUGUGUUUAUCCCCGCACCAGUUCUGUCAACCCGACCAUCGUCCUGCUGCAGCACAACAGAGCUUUGGCUGCUGAGUCACUUCUCACCGUUUGUCUCUCUCUCGCCACAGAGCAGCAAAAGCAUCCGCCUCACGUCGAAGAUCCGGCCCCAGGCGAAGGCCCCGAUCCCAGCAGGGAGUCUGCCAGUCCGGGCUCCGACAUGGACGGGACGAGGCUGCGGCUGGCGCCUCACUCCCCCGUCCGCGGCCCCAUAAGCAAACCCAUUGUGCCUGUUCGGAACACUGAAAAGUCCAAGGACUGGUAUAAGACCAUGUUCAAACAGAUCCAUAAAUUACCCGAGCCUUUUGAGGAAAACCCCUACCGCCCCACCUACAUUUUCCCCGAGACCUUUGACAUUCGCAUGACCCCAAAAGACGACGGUCCCACCCCGUAUGUUUACCUGGAAGAUGAAAGAACUGUUCCACGCUCUAAAAGCGACGACCUGGUGGACUCCAGAGGGAGACUGAUGCCGGUUCCAACUCGGUCCUCGUCUCUCAAGCCGUCUGCCAAAAGGAGCGAGUGGGAACCGCCGGAUAAGAAGGUGGACACCAGGAAGUACCGUGCCGAGCCCAGGAGCAUCUUCGACUACGAGCCGGGGAAAUCAUCCGUCCUGAAGCUGGAGAGAACGGAUGUAAGUCCAGAAGAUGUAGAUUUAGAGAAUGAGCCUUGGUAUAAAUUCUUUUCAGAGAUGGAGUUUGACAAAGCGAGUGCCCCCUCCUUCAGCCCUCUGGAAACAGCCUCCGACCUGCAGCAGUACUCCUCUAGCAAGUCUGGACACAACGAGGGGGAGAAGGACGGGGGGUCGUCGUCUGGCGACCCCGCCGCUCCAGAAUGCGACCGACACGUUUAUAAGAGCGUCCUGGAGGGCGGCGACAUUCCCCUGCAAGGCCUGCGGGCUUUAAACAAGCGUCUUGGCAGCUCCUCCUCCUCUAAAGUGGAUUAUAAAGGUGGGAAUGGCUAUUUAAUUUCACCCUGCUCCUCUGUAAAUAGUCGAACGGUUCUUGCCAGUAAUGCAAUAGGUGACCAGUGUAAGAGUAAGAAGCCCCUGUCCGCUGCCAAAGCCUGCAUACCGCAGAUCCUGCCCUCUAAGUUCAAGCCCAAGCUGCUGCCCCCCGGUGGUGACAGCAGGGACUGCAGCAGCGACUGCGCCAGACAGCCCAAGUCUCACAGCUGUGAGGAUAUCUACCCAGGGCGCUUUGGAGAAGAGGAGGACCGGGGCGUCUCCCCAGCGGUGAGACGGAGCGCGUCCGGGUUCUCCAGCCUUUACCGCUCCAUGCAUCACAUCCAGCGGCCCAGUUCGGUCGGCUGCAGCCCGCACGGCAGCGUCCGCAGCCUCACCUCGCUGUUUGAGGCGGCCAAGAGCAACGCAGAGAAGUCGGUCGGGACUGUUGGACGGGACAACGUGUCAUCAAGGGUCAGCGAGUUCGAAUCGAUGAUCCAGCGGUCUGGCGCCGCCCCCAGCCGCUCGUCGUCACUGCCCGCCCUGGACUCCGGGCGGAACCGCAGCCCCGACCGCGUGGCGUCCGCCGUGUCCGCCGAGGCGCUCCUGACAACCGAAGCCACAACGACGGACGUUAGCACUGCGGCGGAGGGCGGGAACUCCAGGGUUUCGUCUCCGGAGGACGAGGUGGCUUCGUCAUCGGGGGAUGGACAGGAAGUGGAACAGAUCCUCAGUGGAUCCAAAACCCCUCCGCUCCACCACCACCAUCACCACCUGCACCACCUGAACCACCCACUCCUCCUAAAGCCCAGCAAGUGCAAAGGCGCCUGCCCGGCCUCCUACACCCGCUUUACCACCAUCCUGCGCCACGAGAGGCAGCAGGACACACCGGCUGCUGCGGAGCGGAAGGCCAUGCUGCCGGGAAACCUUUUCCUCAUGGGCCCGGCGCCCUUCAGGUUACGGAAGAACCCACAGCAGCACCAAACCCGCCGGACGCUGUUGGCCACCAGGGUGACGGCGGGCACCCAGAGGCCCCUCAUCCCGCGGCGGCUCUCCUCCCUGGAGGUCGUGGAGAAGCUGGAGGGCGGCGGGACGGAGCGGCUGAGUAACGGCCAGGUGUUUGACGCCAACGGGAACCUACUGGCAGCUCACCAUAGAGACUCGGCCCCAGCUCAGGGGGAAAGCCAGGAUGAAGUGUUGAGGAAGCGUCAUGGGGACAAAGAGAAAAUCCUGGAGGAGCAGCGGCGGCUGAAGCGGGAGCAGGAAGAGGCCGACAUCGCGGCCCGGAGGCACACGGGGAUUGUUCCGACGCACCACCAGUUCAUCACCAACGAGCGCUUCGGAGACCUGCUCAACAUCACAGAUAACGCCGAGAAACGGAAAUCAGGCGUCGAGAGAACUCCAGCCAUGGCACGCUUUGACUUCAGAGCAGAGAGCCUAAAGGAAUUACCGUUUCAAAAGGGGGAUAUUGUGUACAUAAUCCGACAAGUCGAUCAGAACUGGUAUGAAGGAGAACAUCAUGGAAGAGUCGGCAUUUUCCCACGAAGUUACGUUGAGCUCCUGCCUCCCACAGAGAAAGCCCAGCCAAAGAAAAGCGCCCCGGUCCAGGUUCUGGAGUACGGAGAAGCGGUCGCCCGCUUCAACUUUAAGGGCGACACAGUGGUGGAGAUGUCCUUCAGGAAGGGCGAGCGGAUCACGCUGAUCCGCAGAGUGGAUGAGAACUGGUACGAAGGGAAAAUCUCCGGCACCAAUCGGCAGGGUAUUUUCCCCGUCACCUACGUGGAAGUCCACAAGCGGCCGCGCGUGAAGAACGGCGUGGACUACCCGGACCCGCCGGUCAGCCACUCGCCGCAGCGCAGCACCAACGCCUCGCCGCAGCUGUAUCGUAACCGCCUCACCACCUCCCCGCUGCCGCUGCCCCGCUCCCCGCGCCGCUCCGUCUCACCCGAGGUCCACGCCGUCUCCUCCGAGUGGAUCUCUCUCACCGUGGGCGGUGGCAGCCCCCCCGCCGCCCCUACGCCCCCCCUGCCGCCGCCGCCCACCGUCUCCUACCGCUGGGGCGAGUACCUGCCCCCGCCGUACUCUGCCAGCCCCGUGCCCUACAUCUCCCCGAUGGUGUCUCCGUCCGCCUCCCCGCUGCCGCCGCCGCAUCCGCCCAGGCCCGGCUCGGCCACGCCCUUUCUCACCUUCACUCCGCCACAGGGGGAGGACUUCCUGUCGCGCAGCGUGAGCCCCAACGGCGGGCCGGUGCUUGAAGGCUGGCUGAGCGAGGGGGAGAGCGCGGAGGGGGAGCGGGGCCGGGUGGCCCGGGGCAGCAGACAGAGUAGCCCUGCAGAGUUUGUGAAGAACGAGGCCGACCAUCUGGGACGGAUCUCCAGGAGCCCCGUGACGCCGUACGACAUCCAGGAGAACAACAACGUUAACUCAUUUGCGGAGGCAGUGUGUAAUGAGAUCUUGAAUAUUGCUGAGACCUCAGUGAGGUACUGCAGCACCCUGUCCCACCACCAUAAUGACUCUCUUCAUAGACUGCACCCCCACCCCAGUAAACCAUGUCUCAUCAUUUCCCAGCAACCCCAGUCCCACAGCAGCAGCCCAGAGCCGAGUCGUCUCAGCUGUGGAAUUUUCCAGGCUUUGUACAGUUAUGUGCCUCAGAAUGACGACGAGCUGGAGCUGCAGGAGGGAGAUCUCGUCAGUGUCAUGGAAAAAUGCGAUGACGGCUGGUUUGUCGGCACAUCGAGGAGGACAAAACAGUUUGGGACUUUCCCUGGGAAUUACGUGAAGGAAGUGAAACUGUAACCACAUCUAAUCUGCCUGUAACACACGGUUGCCUGUCAAGCUUGGGGAAGUUAUUACUACUGCGCAUGGCUGCUGGGUAGAAUAGUCGUCUGGCCAGGCGAAUACGUUUGCUGGUUAAGUGAUCGGUGCGGCCGAGGGGAUGUGGAAGGACGGCGGAGGGGACGGCGCUCUCUCUCCGCCCAAACCGCCGUCACCCGUUACUCACUUCUGGGCAGAAUCCAUCCGACUCCAACAUGUGGGGAUUACGUCACUCGAAUUAGCUGAUGUUGCACAGAUUAUAGCUUCCAGUACGUCCGUGUGUUUAUGUAGCACCUGGUCUCGAUCGCCACAUCACAAUGGAUCUUAUUACCGAAGAAGGACUUUGGAGGAGGGAACAACGUUGUAUUUUGUGAAGCCGCCUUUCGGGACCAGAGGUGCGAAUCAUCAAUCUUGGAUCUUCUUAAUUUAAAAAUAUCAAAUUUACUUCCCAGAUGUGAAAUUUUGUCUGUCAAACAGACUUUUCCCCUUUGAUUCUGAUUGAAAAAAAACAAUCAUUUUGAGUUUAAAGGGCAUAUAUCAUUAUUAUUAAAGAUGAUCUAUAAUGCUUCCUUGAACAGGUUGUGGUAGGUCUAAGGCCGAAACAAAACAUGUUCAUUACAUUUUUUUGGACAAAUCUUUCUUAGAUGAUGAGAUUGUAGUCAGUUUCAGAAUGAGCUGUUUUAGGGCUCUGUCACUUUAAAUCCAUAUAAGCUGCAGCUGGUCAUCCCCCCAACAAAUCAACAUUUACACUUUCUGCUGCAAAAAGAUGCGUCGUUUUACAGCCAUACUUUGAAAAGCAGAAGUGGAGCCUCCUGCACAACCAACAAGACUGCAUCAAGUGGCUUCAGACACUGAUGAAGAAAAACCAUCGUCACAGGCAGUUACUGGUAAAAGAAACUGUUCCAGCCUGAUGAACUUGGUGGUCUGGCUGUCGACUCUGCUAGCAGCUGUAGCAACUGUGUGUCAACUUUAAAUAGUUUCUUAAUUUCAGUCUAAUUUUUCUAUUAUUUUUUGGAAUGUCUUUGUAGCAAGCAUGCUAACUCAUCCUCUUUCCAUGUAAUUGCCUUAAAACAGGGAAGCCAAACAUUUUCAUUUUUGGCCGCAUGUAGAUCAUGAAUGUCUCCGAAGGGCCAGUUGAUGCAGAAUGUAUUAAUAAAACUAAACGUUAAACUGUUGAAACUUAUCUACAUCUAAUUAGUACUUCUUAAAAUGUUAAUUUUUUAACUUCUUUUCACACAAAUGUAAUUUGGUCCUAUACAAAUGAAAACUGAUUUGUUUUCUGAUUAAAUCAUGUUUAAGUACAUAACUGGUAUCUUAAAGUUCAAUUUCUGUGGCUCUCUACAGUAGAGGGCCACAGAAAUAGUCACGGUGGCCGGAUUUGGCCCGCGGGCCGUGAGUUUAAUACAUGUGCCUUAAAAUGUUAAUUUUUUUGUCUACAGUAAUUAAAAUACAUUAUCCAUAUAUGGCCGUACUUUCCUGUUUUUGGGAGCGUGGCUUUAAAGUCUCGUUUUGUUUCAAAAAAUUAUCUUUUUAAAGUUUCUUAUUCACUUUGAAAACAAACAAAAUUUGAGGUACUUUAAAUAUGAAGCUUUCCGUCUCUUCAAUAUGAUGAUAUCUGCCCUUUAACCAUCAGUAACGUUAGCGACCCCUGCUGGAACUGGUCUGAUUUUGCUUCUCUUUUUUUUUUUUUUUGGUUAUCUGAAAUUACUAUAACUUCAGUGUUGUUGUUUUUCAGGGGAAUGUUAAAGCUGCUACACCUCUGUGUAAUCCUAACGCUUCAGACACCGCUUCAGUAUUGUUUUGUUUUUUAACCAAACGCUCUUCCUGAUGCAGUCGGGUGCAUGUGUAGAAACAACAAGCUUAUUUAAAAUGAUAUAUUUAAGCCCGAGCAGCAAAAGCGCUGCGAAGGCAAAUUGUUUUCUAUAUUGUUUCUGUAGCAAACACAGAGCAGGACACACAGACUGUGUUGCACGUUCUCUCCAAGUGAAGCGCCGCUUUUGAUUUGAUUGGAUUAAGUGACGCCUUUAAGGUAGCUAGUGACCCAACGCCUUCAGCACAACUACCAGACGGGCGUGGUCGCACUUAACUUCCUGUUUGUCCCCAGCUUACAAGAUAAAAGCAGAUUCAUCUGAUAUGACCUACACUGCAAAAUCACGAUACUUUUGGUUUAGUUUUUUGUGUAAAUAUAUUAAUGCACUUAAAAAUAAAACAAAACUAACUUAGAGGUAACUUAUUAGAAUGACAGGAACGUGUUUUAAGUUAAUUCCUUAAUAUGAAAGAAAAAGUUGUAGCUUCACUGACAACUGGCUCUGCCGUUACCUAGCAACCCCGGUCAAGCACAGCCCGUCGCCUAGCAACCCAGUUCCACUUGCAGAUUAUUUUAUGUGUAACAAUAAAUGUUUUCAGGAAGUGAUAAUCUGCCAGGGAAACCUGCACUUUUUCAUUAACAUUUAGUUAUCUACUUAAAACCAGCUCCUAUAUAUUGCUGAAAAGUUACUUGUAAGUCAUUUUUAUCUUAUUUUAAAUGUACUAAGAAGUUUCCACUAGGAAUACUUGGUAAGAUUUUGUGUUUUUGCAGUGUACUGCGAUCUAGUUUUAGUUCAGGAAUGUGAUUUUUACUGAUUCUUAUAGAAGUUUUAACCACAUCCUCUGGGAUCAGAUUGUAUCCACACACACGAGGCCUUCUGAAUACGAGCACGUGUUUGUUUUUCUUUCUGUAAACGUUCUGCAUGCACUGUAAAACCAAACUGCAGCAUGAAAUCCCAUCUCAACCCAAUUCAUCUUCCCACAGAGGUGGUGACAGGGUUUCACUUUAGAUCCUCUGAGAGCAUCAGAGCCGUCUUCCUGUGUGAGAAACGCCACAUCCCAGAGUUAAGCUACCUACAAAAACAAGGACUAUUAUUGAUCUUUUUUUUCAUAUUUUCUUUAGAAUCCGUCUUGUUUUUGUCUGUCUCAGCUCUGUGCAUGUUAGUCCUGAACAGAGCUGUCGGAUUGUUCUGCAGAUACCCGUAGAGCUUGUUAUGACCUGCACAGAGCAGCAUGACGCUGUAGUUUGAGGGUUAUUUGCUAAACAGGUAUUUUUAAGCUGCUUUGGUGCAGAUCAGGGCUCUGUGCAAAGAUUAUAAUCAUCAUUUCUCAAUUACAGUAUAGCAGACCAUCAGUAGUUAUCCCUUUGUACAGUGCCUUGAGAAGUAUUCACAGUCAUACUUUUUUUUUUUUUUGCAUUUGUCAACUUCCAGUCACAAACUUCAAUCUGUUUUUAUUAGGAUUUAAUGAAAGAUCAACACAAAUUAAUUACGGCAUAAUUCCAGUUUACAUAUGGAAACGAUGAGGCUGCGUUCGCACAGCAGAAUGUGAUGCAAAUUGGAUUUUUUGUGCACCUUUUCCACAUCAGUGUGAACGGCCUAUGGAAGAGGAUUAGGGCCAAUGUAAAACAUGUAAAUAAAAUGUUGACUUUUAACUCAUAAUUCUGAUUUUGUGCCAAUCUGCGUCAAAUUCCAAAUAACCAAAUAUUCUUAGGUCAAUUAUGUGGUUAGCUAAUGAAAAUAAUCACAUUGUUUCUUUCUUGUAACUGUGUUUGUAGACCUGCUCUUUGUCCUCAUUGAAAUCCUGUCACAAAUUUAAUUGGUAUAUUUUAGACGAGAUUUGCUGCAUAAACAAUUUAAAUGAUUCUGAUCCUGAGAAAAAAGUCCAAAUUUGUAUUACUUUUUUUUCAGUGGCCCUCAUGUUAUUCCGUAUAAUUGCGAUCCUUUCAUACAAAAACAAAAAAAACAUAAAAUUUAUUGGACAUAUAUUAGUUUUCAAAACAGCCAGAUUUUUGCACAUUCUUCUUUACGAAAUAGCUCCAACUCACUUUGAAUGGUCAUGCAAAAAAGAUCCUCAAUUGGAUGCAAGUCUAGACUUUGACUAGGCCAUUCUAACACAUCUAUAUGCCUUGAUCCAUCUUAUUGUUGCUUUGGGUGCUACAGGUGAACCUCCACCCCAGUCUACUGUCUUCUAAAGUCUCAGAUUUUUUCUUAUUUCCAUAAUAUUUUUGUUUUAACCUCUCUGAUUACGGCUCUCCGUCUCCAGUGUGUCUUACUGUUUUUAUUUUAUUUUACUUUUCCUCUGAUGUGUCCUCUGUGAGAUCUUGUUGCUGUUAUUUCCUGACCUCUCUGCCGUGUUUCUGUCUUCCUGAUGCUUUUCGUCCACUAACGUUCCCAGACACGUCACACAAGAGUUGGAAUUUGUUCCGGCAUCAAAUACAAUCAUUUAAACAUAAUUUUUAUUAAUUCCACUUUACAAAAACAGAAAAUCUUGUGAUUUAAUAAGUAAUCUUGAUCUAUCUCUGUACACUUGAAAUGAAACUAAACUAACCAGGAACUUUUCAGCAAGAAACAGCAGCUUCUUUUAACGAUUUCUAGAUGUUGAUUUUAAAAAGUUCGACUUUCACUAGCAGAAUAUUCCACUAAUAAUACAUAAUACUUAUAAUAUUUCCCUCAUCGUUACAAGUGAAUUAAUGUUUGUUUUAUUGCCUUAAAACAAGCUCCUAUAUCUCGCUGGAAAGUAACUUCUGACUUAGUUUUGUCUUAUUCCAUAUUUGUAAAGGAAACUAGACCAAACUGAGUUGGUAAGAUUCUGUUUUUGCAGUGUAUCCAUUAAUUUGUGUUGAUCAUAUAAAAUCCCAGUUGUUUUUAUUACAGUUUGUGUUUCUGAUGUGACAAAAUGUGAAAAAGAAACAUGCUUUAGAUAGAAAUCAGAUGAAGGAAAUAUGAGAAGUAAAUGAAGUUCAAUUUGUCACCAGAACAAUCAGUGUUCCCAUUUCUUUGGGGUUUAAUUCAGUUUUUUCCCUCCUGCUUUGCCAACAUAGCUAGAGUUUUUCCUCAGCUGGUUUGUGAUAAUUUGCUGCACUGUGGGUUUGCACUGAUGUAUCGUUCGUGUUUUGUUUCACCGCAGAGGCCUCCACGACAUGUUUGAUCCUCUAUAGCCUCAGCUUCACUUCAAUGUGUCUGGCUGGUUGAGAGUGUGACGACUUGUAGCAUUUGUAAACUUCCAUUAUAAAAAUAGAUUUUUUUAACACUCGAUGUAAAAAUAGGUCAGUCAUAAAUACUCGCAGCAGUGUUUUUGUGCUCUAUUGUGCUCCAUACAGCAUCAGGGGGUGAAUGAAUGUUUGCAGAUAUGAAUGUGAUGCAGGCAGCGUUGUCCAAACUUCAUCCUAAAUGAGAAGAGGAAAUGUUGUAAAUAUGUAAAAUAGAGCAAACAGACUGUAAACGGCAGGAGGAUCAGAUUGUUCUCUCUGUCACUCGGAUUUGAGGCAAAGCACAGAAGGUUUCACAUGUUUUCACGUUCGCUGCCAUUUGUGAGCAUAACCAUGAGGAUUUAUUAAAUUCUGCCUCAUUAGCUGCGUUUCCGUUACAAAUGUGCACAAAACUUUCAUAUUCCACUAACGUCGGAUAAAACACGAUUUUGUAAUUGCAGUGUUUCCAUUUAAUGAGAAACAGAAUUAAAUCACAGGUGAAUAAGUUUGUUCACACGAUAAAUCAUUAAAAACACGAUCCUCCAACUACUUCCUGUUUUAUUCUUCGUGGUUUGUGCCAGUGACAACAUCCUGUUGUUGAUCAUGUGACUCAUUUGACGCAAAGAUAUUGUUUCUGUAGCAGUUUUGCAAAUAAAACCAAUUUUGAUACGUCCAUAAAACACCUCACCAUAACGCUAAAACUUUUUUUUUUAAUUGCGCAAUUAAAUAGUGAAUGGAAACGCAGCUAGUGUCAUUUUUUUAAUUUUGAUUUACUGAAAUGUAUCGGGUCAUAAUUCAGUGUAACUAUGGUCUGUUUGUUACCAAACUAGAACCAGUACCUAAGAGUGUGACAUAUUGCUUCGAAAUAACGAUUAACAACUGAAAUAAUUGGGAUAGUUUGAUGAGAUGCACAACCUGCAACAGGUUUGGCUUGUUUGCUUCAGUUUGCAGUGAUGUUAGAUUAACAACAUUAAAAUAAAGAUACCACACACGGCUGUGACUACGGUAUUAUGCAAUAUUUAAUAAACAAUUUAAAAUA
Messenger RNA from Poeciliopsis prolifica (blackstripe livebearer), 10344 nucleotides. Its product is annotated as sorbin and SH3 domain-containing protein 1. Gene Ontology annotation, biological process: cell-substrate adhesion. Gene Ontology annotation, cellular component: cytoplasm; cell-substrate junction; nucleus. Gene Ontology annotation, molecular function: protein binding. Lineage: Eukaryota; Metazoa; Chordata; Actinopteri; Cyprinodontiformes; Poeciliidae. The transcript has 28 exons. The coding region runs from base 188 to 4291 and encodes 1367 amino acids. The record is from RefSeq and is a predicted model, not a curated record.